Molecule: messenger RNA, 594 nt
Organism: Sorghum bicolor (sorghum)
Lineage: Eukaryota; Viridiplantae; Streptophyta; Magnoliopsida; Poales; Poaceae
Product: cytosolic sulfotransferase 6
Exons: 2
Coding region: 1-594 (197 amino acids)
Biological process (GO): sulfation
Cellular component (GO): cytoplasm
Molecular function (GO): sulfotransferase activity
Source: RefSeq, a predicted model, not a curated record
AUGUCACAGCAAGCCGAGCAUGGAAGCUCCAAGAACAGCUCAUCUGAUGAAGCCAUUUCAUUAGAAAGCCAUGUUGCUGAUCUUAUAUCCAAACUCCCAUCAAGAGAGGGGUUGUCGGAGCGGAUGGUGCUCUACAAGAACUACUGGCUCCGUCCCUACUUUGUGGAGAGCGUACUGUGCCUCCAAAAUAGCUUCAAACCUCGCCACGAUGACAUCAUCCUUGCUAGCAACCCCAAGUGCGGCACCCGCCUUCGCAAUCUAAACAAGGCCUUAAAGUACGAAGAAAUGUUGUCAGAUCCGGUAAAACAUGUCAUAAAGAUCGCGGCAUUUAUUGGUGUCCCAUUUAGUACUAAGGAAGAAGAGGAUGGGGUACCAGAUGAGAUGGUGAGGUUGUGCAGCUUUGAGAAGCUUAGUAGCUUGUAUGUCAACAAAACAGGAGAGUUUUUUCGACACGGCAACAUGGUUAUUGAGAAUUCAGCAUACUUUAGGAAAGCAAAGGUGGGUGAUUGGCAGAAUCACAUAAACGAAGAGAUGGGGAGGAAGUUAGAUUGCAUUGUGAAAGAGAAACUUAAAGGAUCUGGCCUAACUCUGUAG